AAAGCGAAUCAGGAGUGAUAAACACACGCGUCUGUCUGUCCCACGAGUUGUCACAAUAGAAAGACGAGUGCUUUUUCGAUGUGCAUUGACUGUACAGAAGAGAGCUGUGUCGGGGGCUGCGAGUGUUUGCCCAACCAUUAUGUGCUCACCGGUGACAACACCACUACCAGCGACUGUGUGCCCGAAAGUGAAUGUCCCAAAUCUGGCACAAAACCGACAGAUGAGUCAACCGACACGUUGUUAAAGAUGGCCGACUCAACGGCCAACGCAACCAAACCGGGAAAGUGUCCGAAAGCUAAUCAGGCGUGGAAAGAAGAUGCGGACAAAUGUCUAAGUAAUUGCUCCAAUUGGAAGACCGGAGACAUCAACUGUAUGUCAUACCCGGGGCCGGGAUGCGAGUGCGCGCCCGACCAUUACGUUCACGACAUCACUGCCGAGUGUGUCCUUUUAAAAGAUUGUGCGCCUAAAAAGAAAAAAACAACAACAACGGAACCGACAGAUAAGCUGUUACAAGUAGCCGAUACAGAAACAGAAACAACAACAACAACAUCGAAAACAUCAGCAAAAAAAUCAAAAACGACAAAAACAAUAACAACAACACCGCAAACUACAACCACUGCCGACUCCACGGCCAACGCAUCCGAACCGGUAAAGUGUGCGAAAGCCAAUCAGGUGUGGAACGAAGAGGCGUCCAUUCAUUGUCCCAUCAGUUGCUCCAAUAGACGUACGUUCGGUCCCAUCAACUGCAUGGAGACCCCGGGCCCGGCGUGUGAGUGCGCGCGUGACUUCUUCAUACACGACACCACCAAAGAGUGUGUCACCGAAAGCGGUGAAACGGAGGCACAACUGGACACACAUCCGACUGACCAGUUGUCCACUGAAUCGGAUCCACAGCGACAACAACCACACGAACCGCAUGUAGUGGAGGACAGACGUAACAUCGUUUAA
Messenger RNA from Medioppia subpectinata, 948 nucleotides. The record is from the annotation of a GenBank genome assembly. Lineage: Eukaryota; Metazoa; Arthropoda; Arachnida; Sarcoptiformes; Oppiidae.